Ornithodoros turicata is the source of this 1611-nucleotide messenger RNA. Its product is annotated as coiled-coil domain-containing protein 28B-like. The record is from RefSeq and is a predicted model, not a curated record. Bases 335 to 1036 code for a protein of 233 amino acids. The transcript is spliced from 6 exons. Lineage: Eukaryota; Metazoa; Arthropoda; Arachnida; Ixodida; Argasidae.
UAUUUUCGGCCACGAUGUGUUUUUCAGCGUAUGUGUAACGAAAAGCAAGCUAAUAGUACACUGAACCGACGCACCAUUCAUUUUGUAAGGGACUAACGCUGUAACCCCGAAGACUUGAAGAUAAUUAGCACACAAAUCAACUGAUUUAAAGUUAAACUGGUGGGCGCCGCGCCCCGCGCCACCUAGUUAUUGGUGCUGUUGAAAGUUGAAACAUCGAAGUUCGCUACGUUAGCUGCCACGCACGUAACUACAAGUAUUUUACCCCUAAGGCCACACGGAAUGGAAGGUGACUUACGGCACAACUGUGUACUUCGUGAAACGUGAACGUAGUCAUAUGUUGCGUUUAAAAGACAGUAGCAGCAAGGUGGGAUAUCUACGACUAGCCAUGGAAACUCCUCAGGUGCAAGACACUAACAGAGAAAAAACUGACACUACGACGUCUUCGACCCUAGCUCCAUCCAGUAUCCUAGCAGGUGGCAGCGAAGCCUUUCCUCGAGGUGAAAGUGCUUUUGAACUGUCGCGGCAAUUUUCUGCUAAAUCUCCGUUGGCAAGAGUCCUAUCUGAGUCUUCCACGGAGGACGGCAAACCGCUGCGCCCUAAGAUGGACCUACGAUCAACACCCCGCCGGGCGCCGAGAAAUGGGAAAGCUGCAUUUGCUGCCCGGGUGGAGGGUCAUGCAGGAGAUCCUUCUCGUCCUCCGUGUGAGCAGCAUUCAUUUCUCACAGACAUCACCGACGUGCGCCAAAUGGAACAGGGCCUUCUACAAUUGCUGCACGAUUUUCACUCGGGGAAACUGCAGGCAUUUGGGAAGGACUGCACGUUUGAAAAAAUGGAAAAUGUACGAGAGCAACAGGAGAGGCUGGCAAGGCUUCAUUUUGAACUCAAUGCACAGCAAGAGCUCUGUGGGUCACAGUCAGAAGAAGGUCGUCGUCUAGCAAAGGAGAACUUAACAAAGCUCAUUGAAAAUCUGCAACACCUCAGCCAGUCAAUUGAACAGCUGCAGUCCAACAGCCAAGGAAUGCAGACAGAUGUAUGACGUUUGCCAUAAGGCUGGGAAAUGCUACUUUGAGGCAUAUCCUGGCAGGUGGCACCUUUCCCAUUUGCACAGAUCCUCUUCUCAUGAACAGAAUAUUAGAAACAGCAUAAAGGCUAUUUAUCGUGGGUCUCCCAUGCAGAAAUUGGAUUCUCGGCAAGUGUUCUGGUAUUAGGACUUCUGUGUCAGCGUAUGGGUAUAUCUAUAUGACAUCCACACAUGUGCUGGUGGUCGAAAUGUUGUUCCGACUUGCCCAGUUAGAUGUACAGCAUAUUAAGCAUCUGGUCCACAAUCACUCCAACUGAGGGUUGUCCGGGUGGAACAGAAAAAGUGUAGGUGAUUAUAGGGAAAAUGGCUUGCUUGUUUUUAUCUCUUGUGCAACAACGGAUGUGGCAUUUACUGAAGAUAAAGUGAGGUGUACUCGGCAAAUUUGUACUCUCAGUUAACGAAACUGGGUUGAUUUAUGUGGACUACAAGUACACCUUUAGAGGUGCCUCAGGUGACUACACACUGUUGUGAUCACCUCUUUAAAGUUCACUUAUGAAACUGUGCAUUUAUUAAAGUUCAAUAUUAUGAGA